CUCUGGCCGCAGCCCGAUAACGCAGAGGGAAGAACCAGCCGCACCUCCUGGACGCACGGCUGCCAAGACCACUGAGAGACCACUACCCCUCCUAUUCCUCACACAUUAGAAAUUCUUACCCCUCUAUCACUUAAUUUAAGAUACGUGCCUGCGUUUUAGUGAAUUCUGUGAUAAAAUGGUUGAUUAACGAAUAUCACGCACGACUUUCCUGUGGCUCCAUUCUGACUUCACACUCUGGAUAUUUAGUUAGAGGUUGACCGCCGUUUAUUUCGCAGAUUCUGCCCAGUGCAAUAGGCGGCGAUGCUAAGAGACAAAGAGAAAAAACUGAUUCGAGAACUAUGGGAAAGACUGAUUCCAGUGGCUGAAGAUAUCGGUUCAGACGCCCUUCUCAGGAUGUUGGUCACUUUCCCUGGAACCAAAACCUACUUUUCCCAUCUAGACAUCAGACCACGUUCCGCCCACCUGCGAUCGCAUGGAAAGAAGAUAGUCCUGGCCAUCGCAGAAGGAGCCAAAGACAUCAGUCAACUGACCGUCACCCUGGCUCCUCUGCAGAUCCUGCACGCCUACCAGCUCCGGAUCACUCCCAGUAAUUUUAAGCUUUUCUCACACUGUAUGCUCGUCGCUCUGGCCUGUUUCUUGGGCGAAGACUUCACACCGGUUACACAUGCAGCAAUGGACAAAUACCUAUCAGCUUUUGCAGCUGUGCUUGCAGAGAAAUACAGAUAAGAGUCAGCCACUUGUUUUCUGAUGACACGCUAAUAUAUGGCACAAUUAUGAGCCAAUAUGUUAAAUACAUGUUUGAUUGUUGCUAUAGUCUAAUGUUUUGUAAAAAUAAUGAAAAAAAUAAUAAAAAUAAAAACCUUCAUGUUGUGUUUAAUUAAUGGAGGUGAUGUGCAGUAGUGAUGGGAAAGUCAGCUCUUCUCAGAGAGCCAGCUCUUUUGACUAGGCUCCCAAAGAAAGGCUCUUUCAGCUCCUAAAUGGCUCUUAAUUUAGUAUUAUUUGUAACCUAAUGUUUAAGCCUUUAGAACUUAGCAAUUAUGAAGCAUUUACAUGUUAAUAACCCUUCGGCAUC
Sphaeramia orbicularis (orbiculate cardinalfish) is the source of this 1072-nucleotide messenger RNA. It is a transcript of the gene hbae4, whose product is annotated as hemoglobin alpha embryonic-4. The transcript has 3 exons. Gene Ontology annotation, biological process: hydrogen peroxide catabolic process; oxygen transport. Gene Ontology annotation, molecular function: organic acid binding; oxygen carrier activity; haptoglobin binding. The record is from RefSeq and is a predicted model, not a curated record. NCBI's taxonomy places the organism in Eukaryota, Metazoa, Chordata, Actinopteri, Kurtiformes, Apogonidae. The coding region runs from base 301 to 726 and encodes 141 amino acids. Gene Ontology annotation, cellular component: blood microparticle; hemoglobin complex; haptoglobin-hemoglobin complex.